CAUUUUCUAAUUUUUUUGGCACUUUCUCCUCUUCCCUCCACCAUAUAUACUAGUUCAAUUGCUUCCUUCUCCCCAAUCCUCACUCUUUCUUCUUUAUUUUACCUACAUUGGCCAUUUUUGCAAAACAUUUAUAGAAAUAAUUACUAUAAAUACAUGAUGAAAGGUUUUUUGAUCCUCUACUAUAUGAGUACUCUGUUUUUGCUAUUUCCCAAUUUAGCAUUUGGUAGCCAUAAUUAUGGUGAAGCACUAAGUAAGAGCUUUUUAUUUUAUGAGGCUCAGAGAUCUGGUUAUCUUCCUCAUGAUCAGAGAGUUCAAUGGAGGGGUAAUUCUGGUCUUAACGACGGAAAAGCUAGUGGCGUAGAUCUGGUUGGAGGGUACUAUGAUGCAGGGGAUAAUGUGAAAUUUGGGCUACCAAUGGCAUUCACAGUUACCAUGAUGUCAUGGAGCAUAAUUGAGUAUGGGAAGCAAAUGAGUGAAAGUGGAGAGCUAAGUAAUGCUAUAGAUGCUAUUAAGUGGGGUGCUGAUUAUCUACUUAAAGCUCACCCUGAACCACAUGUCCUAUAUGGAGAGGUUGGAGAUGGUACCACAGACCAUUACUGUUGGCAAAGACCAGAGGACAUGACCACUUCAAGAGCUGCUUACAGGAUCGAUCCAAGUCGCCCUGGAUCUGAUCUCGCGGGGGAGACAGCAGCCGCUAUGGCUGCUGCCUCCAUAGUCUUUCGGAACAACAACCCUGCCUAUGCUGAGGAGCUUCUAACUCAUGCCUAUCAGUUAUUCGAGUUUGCGGACAAAUACAGAGGCAAGUAUGAUAGCAGUAUUACUGUGGCCCAGAAGUACUACCGAUCUGUUAGUGGAUAUGCGGAUGAAUUACUGUGGGCCGCUGCCUGGCUAUACAAGGCAUCUAACAAGCAAUAUUACUUGAACUACCUAGGGGAGAAUGGCGAUGCACUUGGUGGAACCGGUUGGUCCAUGACCGAAUUUGGCUGGGACGUCAAGUAUGCUGGUGUCCAGACUCUUGCUGCUAAGUUCCUAAUGCAAGGGAAUGCUGGUAACCAUGCAGCAGUCUUUGAGAAGUACCAAGAAAAGGCUGAGAAUUUUAUGUGUGCAUGUCUUGGUAAGGGUAACCAAAACAUCCACAAGAGUCCAGGAGGUCUCAUUUUCAGACAGAGAUGGAACAACAUGCAAUUUGUCACAAGUGCUUCAUUCCUUGCAACUGUUUACUCUGACUAUUUAGCAUCUGCUGGAAAAUCCCUCAAGUGUGCAUCCGGUCCUGUAUCACCACCCGAGCUCCUGGACUUUGCCAAGUCACAGGUUGACUACCUACUUGGAGAUAAUCCAAGAGCCACAAGUUACAUGGUGGGAUAUGGUAACAAUUACCCGAGACAAGUUCACCACAGAGGUUCCUCGAUCGUCUCUGUAAAGGUUGAUCCUACUUUUGUUAGCUGCCGUGGAGGUUAUGCUACCUGGUUUAACAGAAAGGCGAAUGAUCCCAAUCUUCUAACCGGAGCCAUUGUUGGGGGACCUGAUGCCUAUGACAACUUUGCUGAUCAAAGAGACAACUAUGAGCAAACCGAACCAGCUACCUAUAACAAUGCUCCCUUGAUUGGUGUGUUAGCUAGACUUCAUGGUGGUCAAAGUGAAUAUAGUCAGCUCCUUCCAGUUGCUAUUCCUCAGCCAAAACCAGAUCCAGAGCAAAAAGUAACUCCAGCUCCAGCUACUGACAUUGCUAUUGAGCAAAAGGAGACAACUUCAUGGGUUCGCGAGGGAAAAACUUACUACAGAUACUCAGCAAUAGUAACUAACAAGUCUUCUAAGACAUUGAAAAACUUGAAGCUCUCAGUAUCCCAGCUCUAUGGUUCCCUCUGGGGUCUUUCAAAGUACGGUGACUCCUACGUGUUUCCAGCCUGGAUCAACUCGUUACCAGCUGGAAAAAGCCUCGAGUUUGUUUACAUUCACACUGCUAAUUCUCCUGCAGUGGUCUCCGUAUCAAACUACACUCUUGACUAAAACGCGAGAAUUUUCACUUCUCGAGGGGUUUAAAUGUAAGAUUUGUGCAGCUUGUUUGUAAUUUUUCAACUUCUGGUUGCUUUGUAGUUUGAGUUAUUAGUGUUUUAGCUGAUGAAGUAAGGCGGAUAUUUGGACGAAGAAAGGAGCGAAGAGACGAAUUAAAACAAGUGCUCAUCCUCUUUCUUCUCCAUUUCAUUGUCACAAGAUCCAUAGUCAUGUAUUUGAAAGAAAGUUGCUUCUCCACAGAGAGUUCAUAGAUGGAAGUCUUCAUUUCCUUUGUAAUUUACGCAACUCAAGGUUUUCGUGUUUAUAAUAUUUUCUCCUCUGAUUCA
Molecule: messenger RNA, 2339 nt
Organism: Solanum tuberosum (potato)
Lineage: Eukaryota; Viridiplantae; Streptophyta; Magnoliopsida; Solanales; Solanaceae
Product: endoglucanase 6
Exons: 10
Coding region: 154-2007 (617 amino acids)
Biological process (GO): carbohydrate metabolic process
Molecular function (GO): carbohydrate binding; hydrolase activity, hydrolyzing O-glycosyl compounds
Source: RefSeq, a predicted model, not a curated record